AUGGCAGAAUUAGAGAUCAAACCUCACAGUGAUCUGAAGCAUCUAGAAAGUCAUCAUGAGGGAGAUGAAGCUCUCAAAGCACCUGUACUGAAAUCAAGUCUCGAUCAAUUAACACCUUGGCAGACCGUGAGAAGGUUCAAAAAGGCCAUUUUAGUCUGUUUCGCCCUUUGUAUAGCUGCCGCAGCUGACGGAUAUCAAAUCAACUUGAACGGUAAUAUCAUCGCGAAUGCAGGUUUCGUCAAACAAGUCGGUGUCCAGGAUCCCAAGACCUUGAAAUAUGCGCUCAAGCCACAAUCCACAGCUAUUUGGGGUGCGCUUCAAUCUUUGGGUCAACUAGUUGGAAUGGUCCUUCUCAAUCCAGUGUCUGAUAGAAUUGGUCGAAAGAUGACUCUUUAUCUUCUUUGGACAAUCUUACUUGGCUCACUCAUCAUCGAAUCGACAACUAAGACAUGGCAACAUUGGGCAGGAGCGAAACUGCUCGCUGGUGUAGGAGUAGGUUGUCUGCAAGCUACUUUACCUAUCUACAUCACCGAAUGGGCUCCUGUGAAUGUCAGAGGUGGAGCAAUCGUCGCAUAUGCAGUAAUCAACAAUCUUGGUUCAUUCUUGGCACCGAUGGUUCUCUUCAUUGAGAAAAACAAAGACCCUUUGAACUGGAAGGUUGCUGUUUUAACUCAGUGGGCAUUCUUAGGUAUCAUGUUACCAAUCUUCAUCUGGUUACCUGAGACCCCGUCAUAUUUCGCCGCUAGAGACCUUCAUGAUCAAGGACUUGCUGUACUUCGAAGAGUCAAUGGGAAUGUAGAAGGCUAUGACGUCGAUGCAGAAUAUGAAGUUAUCAAAAAUAUUAUUGCUGAGGAACGUGAGCGGCGAGAAGCAGAAGGUAUGAUAGAUGGUAACUGGAGAACUCUCUUGAAAAGCUACGGUGAUUGCUUCAAAGGUACCAAUCUUAAACGAACGAUCGCAUCUUCUUUACCUGCGAGUGUUCAACAAUUGACUGGUCUCGCUUUCUUAUCUGGUUAUGCAUCCUUAUUCUUCCAACAAUCUGGAUUUACAAACGCUUUUGAGAUUACCACUAUUCUAUUCGCUGUCAAGAUUGUUGCUGUUAUCGUCAUCUGUUUGACAACUGAUCGAUUAGGUAGAAGAUCAAUGGUUUUGAGCUUUGGUGUACUUUGUACUUUGAUGUUACUCAUCGUUGGUGUUCUCGGUCAAGUACACAAGAAUGGAGCUACCAAGAUUAUCUUGAUCUUGGCUGCUUGUCUUUGGAGUGUUGGAAGUGUCGGUCUUGGAGCUCUCGGUUGGACAUUCGCAGGUGAAGUAGCUUCUCAGAAACUCAGAGCAAGAACUUCAGGUUUAGGUUCUGCGAUUGCUGUCCUCUUUGGUCUCACCUUCAAUACUGCCGUACCUACUAUGCUCCAAACAAACGGUGCAAAUCUCGGAUAUAACACAUCGUGGAUCUUCUUCGGCACAUCUAUUGUCGUCCUCAUCGUCGCAGUCUUUUAUUUGCCAGAAACAGCUCAGCGAAACUCUGCUGAACUGGAUGAGAUGUACGAAAAGGGAGUUCCAGCUUGGAAGAUGAAGAAAUUCGUCACAGACGUGCAAAAGGCUCAUGCUGCUAGAAAUGGUGACACUAUUCGUACAUGA
This is a messenger RNA of Kwoniella shivajii, 1638 nucleotides long. RefSeq lists its product as uncharacterized. Gene Ontology annotation, cellular component: membrane. The transcript is spliced from 16 exons. Bases 1 to 1638 code for a protein of 545 amino acids. The record is from RefSeq and is a predicted model, not a curated record. Gene Ontology annotation, biological process: transmembrane transport; carbohydrate transport. NCBI's taxonomy places the organism in Eukaryota, Fungi, Basidiomycota, Tremellomycetes, Tremellales, Cryptococcaceae. Gene Ontology annotation, molecular function: carbohydrate:proton symporter activity.